Molecule: messenger RNA, 2387 nt
Organism: Bombina bombina (fire-bellied toad)
Lineage: Eukaryota; Metazoa; Chordata; Amphibia; Anura; Bombinatoridae
Gene: SYTL1
Product: synaptotagmin like 1
Exons: 15
Coding region: 249-1847 (532 amino acids)
Biological process (GO): intracellular protein transport; exocytosis
Cellular component (GO): plasma membrane; exocytic vesicle
Molecular function (GO): neurexin family protein binding; small GTPase binding
Source: RefSeq, a predicted model, not a curated record
CCCAGCACACCUGGGUUAGUUCUGUAGAGUCACACAGAAGCAAGGGGGAGGGGAGCAGGGCUAUUCCUGAGGACUGACAGAAAGGACAUUCAAAGAAAACAGAAGACAGAAAAAGUAUUAGGGGAAAAAAAGGUCUCUUUAAAACAUUUUCUCACUGAUGUAUGGGUAAAGCUCAUGCUGCUCCUCAAGUGAAUGGGCACUUGACCAUGCUGUGCCUCCUAUAGUGAUUUAUCCCAUGCUAUAAAAACAUGGAGCAGAGCGAAGGGGGGGAACUUCUAGACCUGAGUUUUCUCACAGGAGAGGAGCAGCAAGCAAUAUCUCAUGUACUGGAACGAGACACUGAGCUGCGGGAAAAAGAUGAACAACGGAUACGGAAGCUACAGAUAUCGCUGGUGGAUCCAGUUGAAUUGAAGUGUCUGUCUGGGGAGUGGUUCUGUGAUCUGAGGGCCACACGUCCUUGGGGCCAACUGCGAGGUGUUGACAUUGUGCGGGCUUCCAUCAGAAGGAAGAAGAAACCAAAAGGUGAAUGGGAUAUGUACUGGGCUCAGGGCAACCCAGAAGUAAGAAGUGAGCAGAAAAGUGAUGGACCAGAGGAUGAAGACCUAUGGGAACCUGCAACAAGGCUCGCCAACAGAUGUGCAUCAGAGCAGCUCUUGACAGACACACAGGAGGAAGACAGCUCCAAAGAGGAUGAAGAAGCCAUCCCACCUUACCACUAUCGGAUCCCUAGUGUGGGGGAACAGGGCAUGGAAGAGAUUUACUUGUCACCAGUAACUAUUACUGUAGAGGAGAACAAUAUUUCUCAGGAAUUAGUAUUGAGGAAUAGCCCAGAGAAUGACAGGCACAGGAAUCUUAAUUACAGUCCGUCAGUUCCUACUCUAGGCAAUAAAUCUCUCUCUGGCAGUAUGAUGAGUUUGUUCAGUGCAGGUGAAGUCCGGUCCCUGGAGGUUCGAGGCUGGAUCCAGUUUUCUCUUCAGUAUGAUCCACCCAAGAAAGAACUAAGGGUUGUUGUGAUACAAUGUAGAGACCUUUCCCCUGCAAACAACCAGGGCUCUAGCCCCUAUGUGAAAUGUUAUUUGCUUCCUGACAAAUCCACACAGGGAAAGAGGAAGACAAAGGUGAAGAAGAAGAGCCUGGAUCCCCUGUUUAAUGAGACACUCAAGUACAAACUUGAGCGCUCAGAGCUGCCAAGCAGGGUUCUGAAUUUGUCCGUUUGGCACAGAGGAUCCUUGGCAAGGAACCUGUUUCUAGGAGAGGUGGAGAUGGAUCUGGGGUCUUGGGAUUGGAGUCAGACCCAGCCAAACUGGUAUAAUCUCCAGCCAAGGACUCCACUAUCUCCGGACUUUUUGUACAGCCGGGGCAAGCUCAAUCUGGCUGUAAAAUUUACACCACAAGGAACAGAUGGUAGUGGUCUACCUCCCUCAGGCGAGCUUCACAUUUGGGUGAAGGAGGCUCAGCAACUUGUGCCUCACAAGGCCGGGAAUGUCAGCUCAUAUGUCAAGUGCUGUGUGCUUCCUGAUGACAGUCCAUCUAGCAUUCAGCGGACACGCGUAAUUCCACGUAGCUUACAGCCUACUUACAAUCACACUAUGGUAUACGAUGGCUUCCGUGAUGGGGACCUGCAAGAAGCAUGUGUGGAAUAUACAGUCUGGGACCAAGGAGCUCUCUCCAGUCGACCCCUGGGGGGGAUUCGUCUAAGUACAGGUCGAGGUAUCAGCUAUGAAGCUCCUGUUAGUUGGAUGGAUUCUACCGAAGAAGAGAAGAAAUUCUGGGAGUCAGUUAUAAAAAGACCAGGUGAAUGGAAUGAGGUUGUACUACCACUAAGACAGAAUCUGACCCCUCGCUAGACUCCAGCAUACAUCCUCACUUGUUGUUGACCUCCAUGAUAGAAGCAGACUCCUAUUUAAAAGAUCAAAAAUGUCUUCAACCUGGCUGACCAGAGUCCUUCAUCAAACCAAGUCUGCUUUUGGCUAACCGGAGUCUUCUUACAAACCAAGUAUUCCUUUGGAGACACAAACUUAGCCCAAGUUAAUUACAUAAACAGGGCUUGAUCCCAUGCUCAUGCUCCAAUAUGACACAGCAAUAAUCCAUAUUUUAAUGCUUGAACCCACUCUGACCAAACGGUACAAACCUGACAGAUGAUGCAAAACAUUUCUGCUAUUACCUUUAUUACAUAGACACACUGUGGCUCUGAAGAUGGACUGUUCGCUUUCUGAUCUAAAGGAAAAUGUAACAUUCAGCAUAGUUCUUUUCCAGUACAAAGGACAUGAUGAAUGAUAACAAAAGUGGACACAUCUGACAUCAAAGACAAUUAUAGUGGCAGAUUCACUACACACAGUGGGAACACUUGUACUACUGAAGCUACAAUAAAAUCAGCCAUCUGCUAA